Molecule: messenger RNA, 2743 nt
Organism: Amphiprion ocellaris (clown anemonefish)
Lineage: Eukaryota; Metazoa; Chordata; Actinopteri; Pomacentridae
Gene: naa15b
Product: N-alpha-acetyltransferase 15, NatA auxiliary subunit b
Exons: 20
Coding region: 130-2724 (864 amino acids)
Biological process (GO): N-terminal peptidyl-methionine acetylation
Cellular component (GO): cytoplasm; NatA complex
Molecular function (GO): protein binding; protein-N-terminal amino-acid acetyltransferase activity
Source: RefSeq, a predicted model, not a curated record
CGGAGCAAUCGAGCGGCUGAAGCAGGCGAGCCAGGGCCACCGUUACUCCGCUCUACUCGUCUGGACUACCCGGGCUAACUUUAGCUACAUGUGCUGAGGUCGAAGGGGAAUCUGUUCUCACCUACAACCAUGCCGACAGUUACUUUACCGCCGAAAGAGAACGCUCUCUUCAAGAGAAUCCUGCGAUGUUACGAACACAAACAGUACAGAAAUGGGCUCAAGUUCUGCAAACAAAUCCUGUCCAACCCCAAGUUUGCGGAGCAUGGAGAGACCCUGGCAAUGAAGGGCUUGACCCUGAACUGUCUUGGGAAGAAGGAGGAGGCCUACGACCUGGUGAGAAGAGGCCUCCGCAACGACCUCAGGAGCCACGUCUGCUGGCAUGUAUACGGUUUACUGCAGCGCUCGGACAAGAAGUACGAUGAGGCCAUCAAGUGUUACCGCAACGCUCUGAAGUGGGACAAGGACAACCUGCAGAUCCUCCGAGACCUGUCCCUCCUGCAGAUCCAGAUGAGGGACCUGGAGGGCUACAGGGAGACACGGUACCAGUUGUUGCAGCUACGUCCAGCCCAGCGGGCGUCCUGGAUCGGCUACGCCAUCGCCUAUCACCUCCUGGAGGACUAUGAGAUGGCCGCAAAGAUCAUCGAGGAGUUCAGGAAAACACAACAGACAUCUCCAGACAAAGUAGACUACGAGUACAGCGAGCUGCUGCUCUACCAGAACCAGGUGCUCAGAGAAGCAGGUCUGCACAAGGAGGCCCUCGAGCAUCUUUCCAACUACGAGAAGCAGAUCUGUGAUAAAUUGGCAGUGGAGGAGACGCGAGGAGAGUUACUGUUGAACCUGGAACGUCUCGAUGAGGCAACAGAAGUCUACCGUCGUCUGCAGGAGAGGAACCCAGAGAACUGGUCCUACUACCAUGGCCUGGAAAAUGCCCAAAAACCAAGCAGUCUAGAGGAGAGACACAAGAUCUAUGAAGAAGCCUGGGAAAAGUUUCCUAAAGGACUCGUUCCUCGCCGGUUGCCGCUUAACUUCCUUUCUGGUGAGAAGUUCAGAGAAUGUCUGGACAGGUAUCUGAGGAUGAACUUCAGUAAAGGCUGCCCACCUGUCUUCACCACGCUCAAAUCACUGUACAACGACAAAGAAAAGGUGGCAAUAAUUGAGGAAUUGGUGGUCAGCUAUGAAACCUCAUUAAAAAGCUGUCGAAUGUUCAGCCAAAACGAUGACGGGAAAGAGGAGCCUCCAACCACAUUGCUCUGGGUGCAGUACUUCCUGGCGCAGCACUACGACAUGAUCGACCAGCAGACACUGGCGCUAGAAUAUAUCAACACAGCCAUCGAGAGCACGCCUACGCUCAUCGAACUCUUCCUUAUCAAAGCCAAGAUUUACAAGCAUGCGGGAAACAUCAGAGAGGCUGCCCAGUGGAUGGAUGAGGCCCAGGCUCUGGACACCGCGGACAGAUUUAUCAACUCCAAGUGUGCCAAGUACAUGCUGAAGGCGGGAAUGAUCAAAGAGGCUGAGGAAAUGUGCUCCAAGUUCACACGGGAGGGAGCGUCAGCUGUGGAGAACCUGAACGAGAUGCAGUGUAUGUGGUUCCAGACUGAGUGUGCACUCGCCUACAAAGCAAUGAACAAGUUUGGAGAAGCCCUCAAGAAGUGCCAUGAGAUCGAAAGGCAUUUUGUGGAGAUCACAGAUGACCAGUUUGAUUUCCAUACCUACUGCAUGAGGAAGAUGACGCUACGCUCCUAUGUGGACCUGCUGAAGCUGGAGGACGUUCUCCGGAUGCAUCCUUUCUACUACAAGGCUGCCGUCACAGCCAUCCAGAUCUACCUGAGCCUCCAUGACAAUCCGCUGACCGACGACAGCAAAGAGCUGCAGGCCGACACUGCUAACCUUACGGACAAAGAGCUGAAGAAGCUGAGGAACAAGCAGCGACGAGCCCAGAAAAAGGCCCAACUGGAGGAAGAGAAGAAGAAUGCCGAGAAGGAGAAGCAGCUCAAGAACCAGAAGAAGAAGAAGGAAGACGAUGACGAGGAAAUCGGAGGGCCCAAAGAGGAGCUGAUUCCUGACAAACUGGUCAAGGUAGAAAAUCCACUGGAAGAGGCUGUGAAGUUCCUGAUGCCUCUCAAACACCUGGUCAAAGACAAAAUCGACACACAUCUAAUGGCCUUUGAGAUCUACUUCAGGAAAGAAAAGUACCUGUUGAUGCUCCAGUCGGUGAAGAGAGCGGUGGCCAUUGACCCCGACCACCCCUGGCUACACCAGUGUCUAGUCCGCUUCUUUAAAGGAGUUUCGGAGAGCAAGGAGCUGCCAGAGGUGGUCAGGACGGUGCUGAAGCAGGAGAUUACCCGGCUGUUCGGGGACAGCAAUGCUAAGAGCUUCAACCAGGCCUACCUCACCAAGCACUCCAACUCCAUACCACACCGACUGGCUGCUGCUAAGAUGAUGGCGUAUCUGGACUCAUCAACGGAAACGAAAGCAGCUGAACUGGCCACUGCACUGGACGAGUCGCUCAACAACAGAACCAUACAGAUCUGCACAGAGGUCCUGGAGUGUCUCCGGAGUGGCGUCCUUGGCGACUGUAAGGAACACGCCGAGUCGUACCGCACCGAGUGUCACAAGCUUUACCCCUACACGUUAGCCUUCAUGCCCCCCGGAUACGAGGAAAACACCAAGAUCGCCAACGGAGACGUCUCCACAGAAACGGAGGAGCUGGCCAACGAGAUGUGAGCGUGACGGAACAACAAGC